GCACAGGGCUACAAUUCCUAAUGAUCUGUUCUGUUGAUCAGGUGGCAAUGAAGGUGGUUUUGAAGAGCAGCGACAUGGAUUACCUCAGCAUUCCUGGUCAUCCUACACCCCUUCCGUUAGAGGUUGCUCUAACCAUUCUUGCCAACAAUGGUCAGACCGUUCCUCAGAUAAUCCAGAUGCUGGAGUGGCAGGAGCGUCCCGACUCCUACACAAUGAUCUUGGAGCGUCCCUCACCCUGCGAAGACCUUUUUGAUUUCCUGGAGCGGCACGGAGGAACCCUCAGCGAGAACAUGGCGCGGCACAUCAUGUGGCAGGUAGUGCAGGCUGCCCACAUGUGCUGUCAGCGAGGGGUCCUCCAUCGGGACAUUAAACUAGAAAAACUGCUGAUCAACAAGGAAACUCAUGAAGUAAAACUCAUCGACUUUGGCUGCGGUGACCUUCUGAAGACUUCAGCAUAUGCAACAUUUUGUGGUUUGUAUUGUUCAAGUCUGCAGUUUGAGAUUUUACUUCUUCAACACCAUAUUUUGAACAGCAUCAGCUUUCUUACUGUCACUAAUGAAGAAAAUCUUCUUUUUUCAGGGAUUGAAGAUUACUGUCCACCCGAAUAUAGAUCUUGUGGCAGGGAUUUUGGCAAAGCAGCAACUGUUUGGUCACUGGGGGUUCUCCUAUAUGAACUGCUGUGUGGAGAACCUCCUAAACACAGUUACCUGGACUUGACAGAUGAAAGAACUUGGAUCAAAUCUGGAUUGUCAAAAGGUGAGCUGGUCAGCAAGGAAAGCCAACUGUAAAUCUAAAUGACACAGAGGAAUAAUUCAGUGAUGUUCAUCAGUUUUGGCCUUCAUGUUUCAGCAUCAUCAAAUCUUAUUGUUUGGAUUGUGAUUAUUAAAGCAAGUAGAUGUAGUUUAGGUAAUAAUAAUCAGACUCCUCCAUCUUUCUCCACAGAGUACUGCCAACUGGUCCAGUCCUGCCUGCAGAGGAGCCCCAAGAAGAGGAUCGCUUUGGGGAAACUCAGCAGCCAUCGCUGGUUCAAGGUAUUACAUUUUCUUAUAUCUUUUUUUUUUUUUAGCAUUUUUAUACAGUAUGUUUAUUAUAUACUGUACAAGUGUAACAAGCAUAACGCAUGUAGACCAACCAGUAUUUUGUGGGCUUGUUUUAGGUCACCAAAUAAAGAAAUGAAGAGGAGGUCAGCUCAGUUUCAGAGCCCCUCCAUCAGCUCAGUGUCUGGCAGCCUGACAUGAAUGGACCAGAGCUGGCUCUCAAAGCCACACCCGCAGAGUUCAUUUUAUCAAUGAAAAAAA
Molecule: messenger RNA, 1298 nt
Organism: Danio rerio (zebrafish)
Lineage: Eukaryota; Metazoa; Chordata; Actinopteri; Cypriniformes; Danionidae
Source: RefSeq, a predicted model, not a curated record